CAACCAGAUUUCCAACUCAACACUAUACAAUAUACAUAUAAUUUAUUUAACAUGCUCGAUCAACUGUAAAUCAGAAAGUAACCCGUUUCCUUCAACAUAGUGCAUCAACAAGGAUGGAUUGUUAUGAAUGAUAAAAAGUCGGUUAUUUUGAGACGAUAAAAAAAAUGUGCACAAUCGCGAAAUGAAUCCAGCUAAGUCUCGUAUUUUCUAUCAUCGUCUAAUCACGGAUACAAUAACCUACCGAUUCGAUUGAGUUGGAUUCCAUACCAAAUAAUCAUCUUUCUUUGGAGUUUUUUUUUCUUUUUUGUAUAUAGGAUCUUUUGUUGGAGAUUUUAUUCUAGUACUUCUCCACAACUUUUUGUCAAACUCGAACUUUUUUAGUUUUUUUUUUAAUUGUCGUCUUAAAGUGGAAUAAUGGGUAGCUGGCCCAACCAGGGCUCGACGACUGGUUCAUUCCAAGUGUUUUCUGUUGCCUUGAUGAAUUCCCGUUCCCAAUCCCAUCCCAAUCAUAAGGCUGACUCCAAUGCAGCCUGCAUUUAUGGAGUUCUCGCCAUUAAUGGCGAUUUUGGAGCUCCAACGCAGAGACGAAAAAUGGCGAAAAUCGGCAUUUAUGGAGGGCAUCGGCAUCUGGGUCGCUAAAUAUGGGAGAGGGAAUGCCGAGGUCGGCAUUUAUGGGGAAUGGAAGAAUUGUUGGCACGCGCGCAAUUAAUGUGAUUAAUGGUAGGAAAGGUGUAAUUAAUUGCUUGCUAAUUAAUGUGAUUAAUUAAGGGAAGAAAAGAAAUUGUUUAUUGGAUUAAUUAAUGUAAUUAAUGCAAUUUUUGGAGCUCCAACGCAGGAGCUUUUUUUUGUUAAUUAUUUAUUAGUUAUUUAAGGAAAUUGAUUAAGGGAAUGGAAUGUAAUUAAUUAGAGAAAAGGGAAUUAAUGUUUGUAUUUAGGUUUUUUAGAUUGUAUUUAAUUUGUGUUUAAUAUUUUUGUAUUUAGGCUUUUUUCUAAGAUGACUUAAAUUGAAUUCAUUUUAUUUAAAAUUUGUAUUUAAACUUUAUGAUUAGCAAGUGUUGUGUGUAAUAUUUAAGCUUUAUGAUUAGCAAGUGUUGUGUGUAACCUAUGAAUUGUACCAUUUGAAUUAUUAUGUCAACUCAUUAAACUUUAUCAUUUUUAAGUGUUGUGUGUAAACCCAAAUUAGGUCCAUAAUUUUUCACCAAAAAAAAUUCGGUCUCGAAAUUUAACAAAAUUCUAUUGAAAAUUUUGUAUUUAAAAAUGAUGACGAACUAUACAAAAAUUAACAUGAAUAAAUUAUAUUAAAAUUUCGAUAAGUACAUUUUUAAAUAAAUGGAAAAACUGGAAAUAUUAAGAACCCCAAAUAUGGAGUUUGUUGCAUUGGAGCAAAAGAAGGGAAAAUGGGGUUCAAUCCCCAAAUUUGGGGUUUUGCAUUGGACUUGGCCUAACCAAUGGAAUUGGACCGAUUAUUCCCGAAUAAAACAAAAGGGCAAAAAUAGAAAGAAAAAAAAAAUAACAAGGAAGAUAACCCCACGAAAGCGACGUCGUUGGCAUCAGCAAUAGUUACAAAACGGUCCAUAAUUGCAAAAGGGAAAGGGGAAGUGGGCCACAAUCUUGUCACAUGUUAAGAAACGGAGUCACGCUUUUUUUUUAAAAAGGAUGGUCAGGAGGAUUAGCCAUCGAGAUUUUGUAAUAAUCAUAACAUUAAUUAAUGAUAACAUGUUUUAUUAAAAGGUAAAAUUAUGUGAUCUAAUGAUGUCUCAGUGAGCUAAAUGGGACAACUCACCAUGCUAACCAAGCCUACCCUUAGGCUGCGUUUGGUUGUAUUGUAUUAUAUAUAUCAACAAUGGUUUAAAAAAAUGCACUCUAGCUAAAUUUGGACCACACGCUCACUAAAUUUGGUUACAUUUGAAACCGGUAAUGAAAUAAAGCCAAAACCAAUUCAUUAUAAAUUAUAAGUAUUGACACGAAGUAGUCUGUAGAAUAUAGAAAAGUGUGAAUCUUUACUGGUAGUAGUAGUUGUAGUCCACGUUAGGACUUAGGAGUGUCUAAUUGGUCCCAAACUCAAACCAAGAUUAGUACUCACAUUAAUAUGCCAUUGUUCUUAAUUAAUCUCAUCCACCACCAAGUUUUAAGUGGCUUCAAUUUUUAAUGUUCUCACACGUGUCUCAAUUUUAGUGGGAAGCAAACUUUUAUGUGAAUUCUUAAAGCGUACGUGUCAUAUAUAUAUAUAUGGUGAUGACUGGUGUACCUCUGGCGUAUACUAUACGUCAGGUGAUCUAGCCGUUAGAUGAACUUAGAUGAGCUCCGGUCGAUCUCAACGGUCAAUUUUUGUUUUUCAUUAAUUCAAACUUCGGGUUGGGAUUUCGAAAAUCGAAGCCUGGGAUUUAUACAUUAGAGGUUAGGGUAUAGUAUCGUACCCCAAACUCGAUUUAAUUCAUGGUCUAGAUAGAGAUAUCUCACUGGUAGUAUCUGACGUAUAGUAUACGCCUGACGUACACCAGUCUGAUCCAUACAAUAUAUAUAUAUAUAUAUAUAAUACAGGGCAAAAUAUCUCAAAUAAAGUAUGUACAUAUGUCCAAGUUUCCGUGAAACCCAAAAUAUUUGGGCACAGAUGAUGGAGCAAGCAUAAUGUUAAGCAAUGUGUGGGGUUGGUGGGUGGGAGGAUGGUUAGUAACAUAUUUUAUUUAUGUGUGCAGCUCACCACAUCUUAUUUUCUUUGAUUAUAUUGGAUUACAAGAAUCUUUUGUAGCAAUGAACAAAAUAUCUUUCUGUUUCAAAUGGUUUAUAAUUGAGUUGUUCAAAGAAAAAUUUGAGUUGAUCGAAUAAUAGAGUUCUAAUCGUGCAAAUUGCAAAAAUGAUGUUACGAUCUUCGAGAUCAUUAUAUCAAUACCUGAUUUGUUGGUGCAGUCGGCGCCAUCCACAAUUGCAUGCGUCAAAGGUGUACUGUUAGUAAAGUUGAUAUGUAAUGCAGACACUUCUUACUCUUGUAUCUUGGUUAGUAGUGUCACACUCACACAUAUGGUUUGUGGACAUUAGCACCGAAACUUAUUCGAUAGCUACUAGUUAUUGGUUCACGACAUGUUACCUUUUAUGGAAGAGUGAAUCCACAUUCGUCCUUGAUUUGAUCAAUGUUUACUAUCUUAAGUUCAUGCCUUGUCUUAUAAUCAUAUUGUUGAACUUGUAUGAUUAUUCAAGUGCAAUUACAUACUAUACUUUACUUUACCAUUGAUCUAAAUUUUGAGGACACCUUUUAGUAGUUAAAACUGCUAGAAACAUAAAUAAUAAUGAGAAUUUGUCAGAUUUGGCGUGCAAUCUGGAUUUUCUUGCCGUUAAUAAGUCAAAGAUAAUUACCUGUUAAUCAUCCUUGAUUAGUGGCUCUUCAUGUGGAGGUUGUGCUCCGUGAGAGCUACUAUACCAUAAAAUACCAAAAAAGGAAAUACACCAAAUCCAUCUCGACCAAUGGUCUGGUCUCCUCACCAACUUUCAAAUCACUAGUGCUGUGCGUAACUACAAACGUAAAAUUUUGGAGAGCCAUGGAGUUAGGUUGAAUUAAGCAUUGAAAUAUCGAAUAUCGAUAAAAUUACAUGUAAAAUUGGUAAUAAAUUUUGAAAAUAAAGUAGUCUGUAGGACAUUAGUCCCGUUCCCAAUUACUACAGUUCAAAUUAGGUUUGCUCAUUCAGAUUUCUACUUCCGCUACCGGUUAUAGACCUAAGAAAGAUCUAACAAGGUAGUUUAUUUAUUGUGACUUGCAUUUUUAGUCCGAGAUAAAUGUCAUAAAUUGUUUGAUAUCAAUAAAUCAAGUUACACCGAGACAAAUGGGUUGAAUAAUGUCUAUAUGAAUUCUCAAUAGCCAUUGCCUAGUUAUUAGUUACUAUUGUAACCAUCAAUUGGCGAGUAGUCAAUCAUCCAUUAUGGAUGAUUGUAUAAUCUCAUCUAAAAGCUGAGACUGUUGAGAACUUGAGAUUGUUUUCUUCCAACUUUAAUGAAUAAAAAUUAUCUUUUGCAUCGAAAAGAAAGGGUACAAGUGACAUCUUCAUUAAAAAUCGAAUUUCUUUUUUACUUAUUGAAAAUACAAACACAAAUACCAAAUGCCGUAAUCUAAAAUAAAUUAAAUUCAACAAUAUAUAUAUAAUAGAAUACAUACAUUGAUCACAAUACACAAAUAUAACAGCGGAAAACUUCUAGGGAAGCACAAUUCCCUCCCUUUCUUUCCUUUCCCUCCCCUUUCUCUCCUAACAGCCUGUUUGGAUUGACAAAAAAGUAAGGAAUUAGAAUUCCAUUUCCAAUUCAAUUUUCAUAUAUUAUGUUUGGGAUAAUAAAAAGGUUGAAAAUUG
This is a messenger RNA of Linum trigynum, 4334 nucleotides long. Lineage: Eukaryota; Viridiplantae; Streptophyta; Magnoliopsida; Malpighiales; Linaceae. The record is from the annotation of a GenBank genome assembly.